Gymnodraco acuticeps is the source of this 1075-nucleotide messenger RNA. It is a transcript of the gene chchd1, whose product is annotated as coiled-coil-helix-coiled-coil-helix domain containing 1. The record is from RefSeq and is a predicted model, not a curated record. Gene Ontology annotation, cellular component: nucleoplasm; mitochondrial ribosome; mitochondrion. Gene Ontology annotation, biological process: mitochondrial translation. NCBI's taxonomy places the organism in Eukaryota, Metazoa, Chordata, Actinopteri, Perciformes, Bathydraconidae. The transcript is spliced from 3 exons. The coding region runs from base 190 to 561 and encodes 123 amino acids. Gene Ontology annotation, molecular function: RNA binding.
CUGUGCUUUACGACACUGAAUUGGGUCUCACGGUAAACAUGGCGCUACACAGUAGAGCCUGCCUGAAGGAGUGAGUCGUUGAGCUGAAGACGGUUUGUUUGUGUUGGUUUCCCCUCUCCUCCCGGUCACACAGAGUCUGAGCAGCAGCGGCUCUCGCUCCGUGCGGGUUAGGCCGGGAACAGACGGGUUAUGGCGGCGCAGCGCGGUGUCCUGUUCCAGGAGAAGGUCAGCCGGCUGCUCAGCAGCAGCAGCACGGCAGGACCGGUGCUGAAGCCCAACAAGCCGCUGGUCCUCAAGGACGAGGUGUCCAACCGCAGGGUCAAGAGAGGAGGCGCGUCGUGUGUCACCGAGAUCUCGGUCCUGAUGGCGUGCUGGAAGCAGAACAGCUUUGUGGAGAGUGUGUGCUCUGCGGAGAUGAAGGCCUUUUACAGCUGUGUGGACGAGGCAAAGGCUGCCAAGAAGAACACGUCUGAGCUGAGCGGCAUGCAGGGGGAGCGUCUCCCCCCAAAACAAGCCACCCUCCUGCUGAAGAGAUUCCCCAACCUGCGCACAGAGAUUUAGGAAACAGACUUUAAUGCAUAACUCAUACAGACCUGAAAUGUGCAGACUAAAGAGAAUGUCAUGAUGUUAAGGAGAUGCCGACGGCUGUAUGACUCAACAACAGAACUACAAAUACAUCUAUUACAUUAAUAAAGGAAGGAGCUUAAGGAGAUCUCAUCACAAACACCAGUAGUGCGUCAUGGUGCAGACUUUGUAUUCACAACACACUGUGUUUUAUGGUUUGAAAAAUAAUGUGACUUUCUCCUUGUGUCCUCAUUUUGUCUCAAUCCAAUUUAGGCAGAGUGGACUCUCUCGGGUCAGAGAUGGUAUUAUUCCAUCUGAUGCAAUUCUUCUUCUUUGGUUUCUUGGCUCCUGGCUGCAGCUUACCGUUAUCACUGCACAUUAAAAUGCCUCGUCAUUCCUGUGGUUAAAAGAUGUUCAAAUAAAAGCACCCUGUAAACACAGAUUAGCAGUAAGCAGAGCUCAGUGGGGUUGAGAUGGAUUUAUACUGUUAAUAAAAUAUUCUGACAAAUCA